This is a messenger RNA of Myripristis murdjan (pinecone soldierfish), 399 nucleotides long. Its product is annotated as protein FAM3A-like. The record is from RefSeq and is a predicted model, not a curated record. Lineage: Eukaryota; Metazoa; Chordata; Actinopteri; Holocentriformes; Holocentridae. The transcript is spliced from 6 exons. Bases 1 to 399 code for a protein of 132 amino acids.
AUGCUUACAGAGCCCCAUCCUCAGAGAUAUAAAUGUGGCCUUUCACCCUGUCCGCAGAAACACCUGGCUUUCCGCUUGGUGUCUGAAACAGGCUUCAAGUCUGUCUGGGGAGCUGAAUGCAAGUAUUCUCUGUCUGUCCCUCAUCUCUUUGGUUCUGGCUUCAGUCUUGGUCCUUUGAUAUUUGUUGAUACCCCUUCAGUGUUGGUGAGCAGUGUGAAGAACAAUGUAGGCAGAGGAAUCAACAUCGCUUUGGUAAAUGGAGUGACCGGCGACCUCUUGGACACUAAGUCCUUUGAUAUGUGGGCAGGAGAUGUUUCUGACUUGCUGAAGUUCCUCCGGCCGCUUCAUGAGGGAACACUCGUGUUUGUGGCUUCCUUUGAUGAUGCUGCCACAAAGUAA